UAUCAUUUUACAGAUAUGGAAACUGAGACUUAAAGAAAUCAAGUGUCAUUACAAAUGGCACUAGUUAUUGACAAAUCACAGAAAAUAACCCAAUGUCCUUUUACUAGUGUUCUUUCUCAAUAUCCUUCUGUUCAGCAGUUGUAUCUAUGAAGAUAAUUCUGGAUGUCUGACUGACAUGUAAUGGAUUCAAAAAAAGAAAAUGUAGCAGAGCUACCAGAUAUCUUGGAUUCCAGAAAAGACUCAAGUCAAUACUCAGCCAAGCAAACAGAUAUGAGAUCAUCAGGAAAGAACAAAACUAAGUGCAGCAAUGGCUUAAAGAUGUUCAUGGUGUCCCUGUGCUUCAGCUUUAUUUGCAAAGCACUAUCAGGAAUUGUCAUGAAAAGUUCCAUCACUCAGAUAGAAAGAAGAUUUGGCAUAUCAACAUCUGAAGCUGGUUUCAUUGAUGGAAGCUUUGAAAUAGGCAAUUUACUGGUGAUUAUACCAGUAAGUCAUUUUGGAGCCAAAUCACACAUACCAAGAUUAAUUGGAAUUGGAUCUUUUGUUAUGGGGAUUGGAAGUCUUUUAACUGCUUUGCCUCACUUCCUCAUGGGAUAUUACAGGUAUGACUCAGUAUUAAAUGCCAACCCACUUGACAAUUCAACAGUAACCUACACUUCUUGCUCAACUGAUCUCAAUUUAACUGGCAAUAACAGAUCAUCUAUACAAUUAGAGACAGGUUGCAAAAAUGAAUCUGAUUCACGCAUGUGGAUAUAUGUGCUGAUGGGAAACAUGUUACGUGGAAUUGGGGAAGCUCCAAUUGCACCCCUGGGAAUCACAUACAUUGAUAAUUUUGCUAAAGAAGGACAUUCUACUUUUUACUUGGGCAUAUUACAUUCACUUACAAUGAUUGGCCCAAUGUUAGGAUAUAUGCUGGGAUCUUUAUGUGCAAAACUAUAUGUGGACAUUGGGUUUGUAGAUCUAAGCACUAUAACAAUUAAGCCAAGUGAUUCCCGUUGGGUUGGUGCUUGGUGGCUUGGCUUCCUUAUAGCAGGAAUGCUUAAUAUUGUUGCUGGGAUACCAUUCUUUUUCAUUCCUAAACAUAUGAAGAAAGCAAGAAGGCAAAGUACAGAUCCAGCAGCUUUGGAUGCACCUUGUAACAAUGACAAUAGAGGACAGAAGUUGAAUUUUAAAAAUGCUGAGCAAACAAAAACGCAUAACAGUUUGGAAGGUUUUUUCUAUUCCUUGAAAUGUAUCCUUAGUAACAAGAUGUACCUUUUCUACUUGGUUUCAUCAUUGCUGACUUUUAGUACCUUUAUUGGGAAUAUUACCUAUCUUCCAAAAUUUUUGGAACAGGAGUAUGAUUUGUCCAUGUAUAAAUCUAAUCUUUUUCUUGGAACAACGGCAAUACCUAUUGUUGCUAUUUCAGUUUUCCUAGGAGGAUAUAUUUCUAAAAAAUUAAAACUGGGCAUUCUUGGAAAUGCAAAACUACUCUUAAUUUCCAGAGUUAUUGCUAUGGUUCUCCAAAUACCCCUAUAUUUUUUGUACUGUAGAAGUCAACCGAUAGCUGGCUUAACAGUAAACUACAAUGGAAAUGACACAGGGACACUUCAAGACAUCCCAUUUUCUUUCUGCAACUCACACUGUAAUUGUGAUGCCAAUCUCUGGGAUCCUGUUUGUGGGGAUGAUGGACUCACUUACAUGUCCCCCUGUUUGGCUGGAUGUAAAUCUUCAGUUGGCCGUGGAAAGGAUUUAGUGUUCCAUAACUGUAGCUGUGUUGAAGUUAAUAAUAUCCAGUCUGGGAAAGCCUCAGCUCAUCUGGGUAAAUGUUCAAGGACAGAUGAUUGUUCGAGAAAUUUUAUUUAUUUUACUAUAUUAUCUUCCUUCAUUUCCUUUGCCAUUGGAAUAGGAAGUACCUCUUCUAUUCUUCUGGUAUUUAAGUUUGUCAACCCUGAACUGAAAUCACUGGCAAUAGGUGUUCAUUCAUUAGUUAUGCGAACACUAGGAGGAAUUUUAGCUCCUAUUUAUUAUGGAUUAGUGAUAGAUGUAACAUGCCUAAAAUGGGACACCAAUAAUUGUGGGGAUCAAGGAGCCUGUAGAAUAUAUGACUCUCAUACAUUUAGAAAUGCAUACUAUGGCUUGAGUGUGGGACUAAAAAUACCAGAUUUCAUCUUUUUUAUCAUUUUAUUCAUUGCUAUGAAGAAAAACUAUCAAGAAAGCAAGACUGGACCUUCUAAUAAUGAAGGAAUAGAUAUGGAUGGAUCAAAUAACAAACCGUUGGUAUCCUCUGCUCAUGCAGACAGUGAAAGUCACAUUUAGCCUGAACAAUUACUUCUUCUCAACCAAGGUUCCUUUGGUUCCUUCUUUAAUGAGAUCCAGGAGCAUCAAGAACCAAAAUGUUAGCUAGGAAAAGACCCUAAUUCAGUUACCAUGUUCUUUUUUAAAUGAAUUUGAGGGGUAUUAAUGAAUGUCUAUUGUUUUUACUGAGAA
Molecule: messenger RNA, 2466 nt
Organism: Dromiciops gliroides (monito del monte)
Lineage: Eukaryota; Metazoa; Chordata; Mammalia; Microbiotheria; Microbiotheriidae
Product: solute carrier organic anion transporter family member 1B1-like
Exons: 15
Coding region: 181-2295 (704 amino acids)
Biological process (GO): sodium-independent organic anion transport; transmembrane transport
Cellular component (GO): membrane
Molecular function (GO): protein binding
Source: RefSeq, a predicted model, not a curated record